Messenger RNA from Dendronephthya gigantea, 1119 nucleotides. Its product is annotated as protein ANTAGONIST OF LIKE HETEROCHROMATIN PROTEIN 1-like. The transcript has a single exon. NCBI's taxonomy places the organism in Eukaryota, Metazoa, Cnidaria, Anthozoa, Malacalcyonacea, Nephtheidae. Bases 1 to 1119 code for a protein of 372 amino acids. The record is from RefSeq and is a predicted model, not a curated record.
AUGACUCCACAAAAAUACGAGGAACUGUUAACUAUGGUUGCUCCGUACAUUACAAAAUCUUCCAGAAAAAGAGAAGCUAUUGGGCCAAGUGAGAGACUCAGUGUAACAUUACGAUAUUUAGCCACGGGUGAUGCCCAGCAAACUAUUGGCUUGAGUUACCGAAUAAGUCCGACAACAAUUGGUAGGAUAGUGCUUGAAACGUGCAAAGUUUUAUGGGACGUCCUUUGCUCAAAGGGGUAUGUGAGAGCUCCAGAUUCAAUUGAUAAAUGGAGGACAAUUUCUCGAGAGUUUGAGCUGAUUUGGAACUUCCCUAACUGUCUCGGAGCCAUCGAUGGUAAACAUAUUGUGAUGCAAGCCCCUCCAAGAUGUGGCUCCGAAUAUUUUAACUAUAAAAAAACUCAUAGCAUUGUUUUGCUUGCUGUUUGUAAUGCUAAGUAUCAGUUCACCCUUGUGGAUAUAGGCAAUAGUGGCCGAAUCAGCGACGGAGGAGUUUUUGAAAACAGCAUGAUUGGCUUUGGAAUAAACCAAGGCUUGCUGAACAUGCCUGAAAAAGCAAAACUGCAAGGUAGUGACAAAGUGCUACCAUAUGUUGUAGUUGGAGACGAGGCAUUUCCACUGAAGCAUAAUCUAAUGAAGCCAUAUCCUGGGGGUAGCAUUGGAAGAUCUGAAAGAGUAUUUAAUUACCGGCUCUCUAGGGCAAGAAGGGUCAUUGAGAAUACCUUUGGUAUUGCUGCAUCACGCUUUCGUAUACUGCGGAGACCUAUUUUUGCCAGUACCAAGUUGGUAGUUGCUAUUACUGAAGCAAUAGUGGGUUUGCAUAAUUACCUGAUGGAAGAUGCAAACAAAGGAAAGGAAACACAAUAUUGCCCUCAUGGUUUUGUUGAUAGCAAUGGUCAGUCUAAUGGUGCAUGGAGAUCAGAGGUCAAUUCUGACAGUAAUUUCCUUGAUUUACAAAGAUGUGCGUCAAAUACAUAUUCCAGAGAUGCCAAACGUGUACGAGAUACCUUCAGAGAGUAUUUCAAUUCAGCUGAUGGAGAGGUCCCUUGGCAAUGGAAUACAGUGGAUAGUGUAUCCAACAGUUUUGACAGACCGUUAAUCACCCUUGAAGAGCUCCACUAG